CUACUACUCUCACUCGCAUUUCCACAUUCCACAACUCGGAAGCGAGUGAACUCAGUUGGGCUAUUGACUCGGAGGAGCAAUGGCGGUGUCGCAUUUCUCAUGCAGCGGAGCAAUGGAGUCGCUGCACUACGAAUCGCAGUCGAGGCUGAUCGAUUUCGGCUCCCGGAGUAGCUUCGGUUCGCGGUUGUUGCUGGCGAGGACGGUGAGUUUGAGCCGGAGGACUCGCCGGAGGUCGGUUCUGGUCACCAACGUCAUCAAGGAUCCGAUCGUCGAACAAGAAACGACAGUCAGCUCAUUCACACACGGGGUAUCCAUCGCUUCAAGUAUCAAAUACCACGCCGACUUUACGCCGGCGUUUUCUCCGGGGCAAUUUGAGCUGCCAAAGGCCUACGUUGCAACCGCGCAGAGUGUCCGUGACAUGCUCAUUGUUAACUGGAAUGCGACGAAUGAGUAUUAUGACAGGUUGCAUAUGAAGCAGGCGUAUUAUUUGUCAAUGGAAUUUCUACAGGGUAGAGCGCUGUUAAAUGCAGUUGGUAAUUUGGAGCUAGCAGGCGCGUAUGCAGAGGCGCUAAGCAAGCUUGGACACAAAUUAGAAACUGUGGCUCAUCAGGAGCCAGACGCCGCGCUUGGAAAUGGGGGUCUUGGUCGGCUUGCCUCAUGCUUCCUGGAUUCUUUGGCAACUUUGAACUACCCAGCAUGGGGUUAUGGACUUAGGUACAAGUAUGGGCUAUUUAAACAGCAAAUUACUAAAGAGGGUCAAGAAGAAGCAGCUGAGGAUUGGCUUGAGAUGGGAAAUCCCUGGGAAAUUGUGAGGAAUGAUGUAUCAUAUCCUGUAAAAUUCUACGGCAAUGUUGCUACUGGAUCAGAUGGAAAACGACAUUGGAUUGGAGGUGAAGAUAUAGAGGCUGUUGCUUAUGAUGUUCCAAUACCAGGAUAUAAAACUAAAACGACCAUCAACUUGCGGCUAUGGUCAACCAAAGCUCCGUCACAGGACUUUGAUUUAAAUUCUUUUAAUUCUGGGGACCAUACCAAAGCGUUUGAAGCUUUGGCAAAUGCUGAAAAGAUUUGCUAUGUACUUUAUCCUGGCGAUGACUCACUGGAGGGCAAGACACUUCGUCUGAAGCAACAAUAUACACUAUGUUCAGCUUCUCUCCAAGAUAUUGUUGCGCGUUUUGAGAGAAGAUCUGGAACAAACGUAAAUUGGGAUGAGUUUCCCAAGAAGGUUGCAGUGCAAAUGAAUGACACUCAUCCAACUCUCUGCAUUCCUGAACUGAUUCGAAUUCUAAUGGAUGUCGAGGGUUUGACUUGGAAGGAGGCCUGGAAUAUUACUCAAAGAACGGUCGCAUAUACAAACCACACUGUUCUACCAGAGGCAUUGGAGAAAUGGAGUUUAGAACUUAUGCAGAAACUGCUUCCUCGACAUGUGGAGAUCAUAGAACUCAUAGACGAGGAGCUCAUUAACACCAUAGUUGCGGAGUAUGGUACAGCAGACUGUGAUUUAUUAGAAAAGAAACUGACGGAGAUGAGAAUUUUAGAAAAUGUUGAUUUGCCUCCCGCAUAUGCCAAGUUAUUGGUUAAACCCAAAAAAAGCUCCAGUGUUCUUCCCACUGAAAAAUUUGAAGAUUCAAAAAAGGAUGUCAAGGCUGUUGAAGGAAUGGAACCUAAGAAGAAACAUAUAGAGGAAAAGAAAAAGGCACCGCCGAAACCACCUAAGCUAGUUCGUAUGGCAAACCUCUGCGUUGUAGGUGGUCAUGCAGUAAAUGGUGUUGCUGAGAUACAUAGUGAAAUAGUGAAGGACGAAGUAUUCAAUUCAUUCUAUAAAUUGUGGCCGAAGAAGUUUCAAAACAAGACAAAUGGGGUGACACCAAGAAGAUGGAUCCGCUUCUGCAAUCCAGACUUGAGUCAGAUUUUAACCAAAUGGAUAGGCACAGAGGAUUGGGUCUUAAAUACUGAAAAACUGGCAGAAUUACGACAGUUCGCUGAUGAUGAGGAUCUCCAAACUCAAUGGAGGCAAGCAAAAAGGAGCAACAAGUUGAAAGUUGCAUCAUUCAUCAAAGAAAGAACAGGGUUCUCUGUCAGCCCUGAUGCAAUGUUCGAUAUCCAGGUGAAGCGCAUUCAUGAAUACAAGAGACAACUUAUGAAUAUUCUGGGAAUUGUUUACCGCUACAAAAAAAUGAAAGAAAUGAGUGCUUCAGAAAGGAAAGGAAAGUUUGUUCCACGUGUUUGUAUGUUCGGAGGAAAAGCAUUUGCAACAUAUGUACAGGCAAAGAGAAUUGUGAAGUUUAUUACAGAUGUUGGGGAGACUGUAAAUCAUGAUCCUAGUAUAGGUGAUCUACUAAAGGUUAUAUUUGUACCUGACUACAAUGUCAGUGUUGCUGAGUUACUAAUUCCUGCAAGUGAGCUCUCACAACACAUCAGUACUGCCGGAAUGGAGGCGAGUGGCACCAGCAACAUGAAGUUUGCAAUGAAUGGCUGCAUACUAAUUGGUACUCUGGAUGGAGCCAAUGUCGAAAUAAGAGAAGAGGUUGGAGCCGAUAACUUUUUCCUCUUCGGUGCUGAAGCGCAUGAGAUUGCUGGGCUGAGGAAACAACGAGCGGAGGGGAAGUUUGUUCCGGACCCUCGUUUUGAGGAAGUUAAGGAAUUUGUCAGAAGUGGUGUUUUUGGGUCGUACAAUUAUGAUGACUUGAUUGGAUCCUUGGAAGGAAAUGAAGGAUUUGGCCGUGCUGAUUACUUCCUUGUUGGCCAGGACUUCCCCAGUUACAUAGAAUGCCAAGAUAAGGUUGAUGAGGCAUAUCGGGACCAAAAGAAAUGGACAAGAAUGUCAAUCCUGAACACAGCAGGCUCAGCCAAGUUCAGCAGUGACAGAACCAUUCAUGAAUAUGCUAAAUACAUAUGGAACAUUAAUCCAGUCGAAUUACAGUAGAUCCCGGUGAGCAAAGCAAAGAUGGUCUUACCUGGUGGUUGUGUACUUUUGAUGACCUCCACCUUUUGUUGCUAUUCUACUUCCUCUCUUAUGUAAAUGUAAAUAAGGCCCGGAAUGAGCAGCUUUUGGUUGUUCCUCUACCAACUAUUACUCUCACUCUAAAAUGUAGAGCAAAUGAUCGAAAUAAAGGGGUAGUUUCCCCAGACAUACAUCAUAUAGUAAACACCAUCUUAUAGUCUGAAA
Molecule: messenger RNA, 3166 nt
Organism: Argentina anserina (silverweed cinquefoil)
Lineage: Eukaryota; Viridiplantae; Streptophyta; Magnoliopsida; Rosales; Rosaceae
Product: alpha-1,4 glucan phosphorylase L isozyme, chloroplastic/amyloplastic
Exons: 15
Coding region: 80-2923 (947 amino acids)
Biological process (GO): glycogen catabolic process
Cellular component (GO): cytoplasm
Molecular function (GO): glycogen phosphorylase activity; pyridoxal phosphate binding
Source: RefSeq, a predicted model, not a curated record